Messenger RNA from Oreochromis aureus, 5434 nucleotides. RefSeq names its product protein FAM181B. NCBI's taxonomy places the organism in Eukaryota, Metazoa, Chordata, Actinopteri, Cichliformes, Cichlidae. The record is from RefSeq and is a predicted model, not a curated record. The transcript has a single exon. The coding region runs from base 3768 to 4730 and encodes 320 amino acids.
UCCGUUUAUUGCAAAUUUAGAGUCUUUUAGUUUUUUGUCAGUUAGCCGUGGUUAUUAUUCAGGCGUCUCUUAAAGUUAUUGUAAUAUGCAGAUUAAAAAGUCUCAGAGGAAAACUUUGGCACCAAAUGCAAAGCCAAGGCAUUUUUGAAGGCUUUCACUGCACUUGGUGUAAUAUGAAGCUUAAUCUGUUUGCUGUUCACAGGAGGACACUGCCUUCCCUGCAUUUUAUCAUUUUCUCGAUACGCUGGAAUUCCCAAAUAACACUGCUUCUAAUGAAACCGAUUAAAAAGCUCCAGAUUUACUGUCGUCUAAGCCUUCAUAUUAUGUUUUGAGCACUUACAGAUGCGCUGUUGCCGAGCACACCCUUUGUCAUAUUUUAGAUAGGCUGGGGACUUUAACUUGCAUUUCCAGCUCUCAAGAACAAUUGCACGUGCUUGAGAUUUAAUAAAAACCCAAUCGGAGGAGGCCAAUAAAGUGAGUGGUGGGAGAUUAUUGCAGUUUUGCCUGCUGACCUUACCCCUGCAGACCAACCUGUGGGAUUCCCCUCGACACGCAUUAAUUCACUGGCUGCCAUUAAAGCACUAAAUUGUGGCACCAAGGCAGCCUGUAGACUCUGGUUUGUCCCCCCUGCAAGUAAUAUUAUUAAUACAAUUCCUGUGGUGCCAGAGUAGUUGAGAAAGGUUGAUGGAAGGUUAAGAGUGAGGCGGUGAGUAGUUGCAGGAAUCAGUUGGGAUCCAAGAAGCUUUCUGUACUUCUGUGAACUGGCUUUUUACUUUCUUCUUCUUUUUUUAAAUGUCAAGAUAAAAGACUCAAAUGUCAUGAAAAAACUAAGACUAAACUCCACCGCCACUAAUGAAAACAUGUCAUCCUGAUUUGUAAUUUUCUUUGAACUACUCUCUCCAAUACUUUUUUUUAAAAACCUCUUCUUUUAAAGCAAAAGCCCCUGACAUGACAUGACCUUGUGAUGCAGAUGGGAAACAUGUCCUGCACUGGUAUGUGGGUUGAUUUUCAACCAGGAGACACAAAGCCUGACUUUUCAGUGUUUUGUCACAGGCUUGACUGAAUUUCAGACGCCUCGGUAGAAAGAAACAUGGCUAAACAUGGGGGAGGAUGGGGUCUCAGCCACUAAAUGCUCUCCUUAAACUUUUCUCAGGACUUUGAGGGGUCAUUAAUUUUGCCAGCAUUUUCUACGUCUCUGACACUGGCCAUCAAUCAGAGCUGUUUUAAGUAUUCAGUCAACCCCAAAUUCUGACUAUGUCCCUGCUCAGACAGGGACCACACACCAGUAGGAAGAGAUUAAGCCUGUGCAUGUCACAUCACGUUGUAGUGAGCACCUCACUCCCUUGGGGUUGGGUGCUGCUGAAUAAGUAAAUUCCCAGAAGCCCAGAGGGUGUGUUGGUAAUGUUUAACAAUAUCUCAGCAAUACGGAACAACUUGCGUGUUUUAGGAAAUUUAUCUUCCUCCCAUAUUAAAUAUCAGUGGUUUAAUAAUUUGUCUCUAAAUCUUGGUAUAUUAAAGGACUCUAACAAAUAAUGUACAUUUGUAAAAGUCUGUAGGAAUCAAAGCGUCACUCGUUUUCUCAGUAUAUAUAUAUUUACACACACACAUACACACACGUAUAACUUUUUGAGCUGCUCUGCUCCAGCCCCAUCCCCUCUCGACCUCUCAGCCUUUAUUCAACAAUAGAAACUUGUUUCCGGGAUCUGUGCGUCAGGCUCUGUCAUGUGAAUGACCCACCAGCACAAAAGCCAAGACCCCCCGACUUGGAAAAAAAGGGGGAUAUAGCUGCCAUGACUGUGAUGAUGUCACUUUGCCAAAACUGUGCCGUUAGCAAAGAGAGGAGGCAAAAUCGGCUUGGGCAGGCAUUAAAAGCCCCUGCACUGAAUGCAUGAGAUGCCCUGAUAGGGCUGCAGCUGUUUUCCUCCUGUUUUUAAUAUAAAUGUAAACUUUUUUGGGCAUUUAUUUUGAAACAUUUAUGGAAACAGAUGAAAUUUCACAUGCACUUCACAAGUUCUUGUUUUUUUCACAUAAUUAGCAGUUGUAUAAAUAGUAAGAUAGUCUUUGUUUUGUAUCCACCUGCUGUUCUAAUAUUUUUUUCUUCUAGAUUUGUGUUGUGUGGCUACAGAUAAUUAGUGCUAUCAGUAUCACUGGCCCUUUUCUCCCUGGAAUUACCAUAAGAAAGAAUUUGCCACCACUUUAGACUUUUUCAUGUUUCAAAAACCCUAAUGAGUCACCGCUUCACCUCAAAAGGAUCUUCUGAAAGAGGAAGGAUCUUCACUUGUUACCUUUUCAGUUAUGCGCCUCCAGCGUCACUUCAAAUAAUUAAUGAAGCUUUAAAGUGAUUCAAGGAUGUGCCAGAUAGAAACUGCUGCAUUGCCUUGUAAACUGAAAUACGGGAAAAUAUAAGCAGGGUGAAAAAGUGUCUGCCAAUUUGAUCACUCCAAAAGAAAAAAAAAAUUCCACUUAAAUUCUGAUAAGUGCUGGCAACUUAACAAUCUGGCUCUUGGACACAUCCUCCAUUGUAUUCACUGCUGGCCAAGAAACUUCCUGUAAAUACGUUAUUGUUUACAACAGAAGUUUCAUACCCAGGAUUUCUUAAGGUCAACAUUUCUUCUGGCACACUAAGCCUGAACUGCACUUUAUUCCCCUUUAAUUUAACAGCUCCGGCAGCUUUUCUAGUUAAAUCGACUGUUCAUUAUUGAGACCCAUUUUACGAAGGGGCUGUGAGGUGCAAUUUAAUGAAUCUCUGGCACAAAGCUCCCUUUCAGUGCUGCGCGAAGAAUAGAGGCUAUUUAGACCCUGUAGGGCUUUAUGUCAAAGGCAGCCCAUAAUAGUUGUCAGGCCAGGGCAGAAAUUCCCACUGGCCUGGGAAUGCACUAGAAAUCAACUUUUGCCAUGAGCAGAUUAAGACACAAGCAAGCAGUUGGGAAGAUUCUCCCAUAUAGUGGCAUCUGUUUAGAUGCUAAGAUUUUCCCACAGACAAAAAACCCCCAAAAACUUUCCCUGUACUGUAACGUUGUGAUGUGCUAGUUUUGUUUGUCCCUGUGCCUAAAUGAAAAUUAAGAUUAUAAGUACAUUUUAAUUUGGGUAUCCACACAGGAAACAAAAAUGUAGGUAUAUUUUUACUUUUUUAUUUUAGUCUUCAGAGACAGACGAGAGGAACGUGUGAACAAUGGUGUCGGCUAGUUGAGGAUUUGAAAGAUAUUUACAUUUUUUCUUUUUUGGGGGGUUUAAGCGUAAUUUGUUUGAUAGUCAUGAACGUAACAAAGGAGGAUAUUGUUGUUUAAGUCUAACAGAGAUCAUUUUGUAUUACAUUUUUGCCUCCAUACUCUAUCCACCAUGAUUUUUUUCCUUCUCACUGUAACAGUAAUAUCCUCGAGUUUCAUUAAAGCUUUUUUGGUUCAGAGCACACACAAACAGUUAAACUAGAGGGGGAGAGUUCUGACAGAGGUUAUUGUCCUCGGCUCAGCAGGGAAUUUCAGACAAAUCCCUCUUAGAUGCAGGUGGUCGGGCACAAGCAAAGAGUUAAGUCCUGCGGUCCCAUUGCCCCUCCUCUUUGAUGUUCUGACAUCAUUUGUCCAGCCCCCCGAAAGAUCUCCUUACUUUCCUCAGAGCUCGUCACUUCUACUCUGGAAUGUUUACAGGAACUUCAUGAGCAGCAUCAGGACCAAGUUUUUAUCAGAGGAAAAAGGGCAUGCUGUGAAGAAAUUUUGGGUUCAAGGAUCACAGUGGAUGCCACAGGUGUAGCUGCUGGGCUCAACAGAGUAAUGGCUGUUCAGACUGCAAUCAUGAACCCUCAGUUCAUGAAUUUCUGCUUCCCUGGCUCUGUGAUGGAGUAUGAUGUGGAAAAAAGUCUUGAUGGAAGUCUCCUGGGUGAGACAGAAAAUGAUGAGGACUACAAAGAGACGACGAGGGAUUUGUUGAGUUUCAUAGACUCAGCCUCCAGCAAUAUCAAGCUAGCUCUGGACAAGCCAGUGAAAUCUAAAAGGAAAGUCAACCACCGGAAGUAUCUGCAAAAGCAGAUCAAAAGGUGCACUGGCAUUAUAACACCAGGAAACGCUGCAGAGGCCCCAGUAAAAAGACAGGGUUCUCCACUGACUCAGCCAAGCACUUUGCAGAGCAAAACUCUACCUAAGCGUGAUGGUGUUCAGGCCAACUUGCAGAGCAAAAGCUUGGCAGCUCUCUUCAGCCCUGUGAAGGAUAUAAGGGGUGAGAAACCCAAGAAACCACCGCUGAGGCAUCGCAACCUGCCCCCUUCUUUCUUUACCGAGCCUGCUAAUUGCUCCAAAGUCAGUUCAACAUCUGGGAUGACGCUGAAGGACUUGGAGCGAGGCAAUCCCGAGGCUGCAGAGUUCUUUGAGCUCUUGGGGCCUGAUUACAGCAACAUGGUCAGUGAUCAGGAUAUUUAUCAAGGCAUGCCUCUCCGGGUGCAGCCAGAGUUGGGAGGGCCAGAUCCUGCUUCCUACGAUACUCAUCAUUUAGUUGGUGGUCUCCUCUACUCUGAACCCUGGACUAGCUGCUCAGGACCCUCUAAAAAAGUAGGGGAGAGUCUGCGUACAGGCCCAGCCCAGCCUCCUGUCUACUGUCAGUCUGAGGGUGCUACGGGGCCCAUAGAAGACAAUGCGCUGUGCACUUUAGCCUUUCCAAACUUCUUCGCAGACUGCCCCAUACCUCAGGUCACCUACGAUUUAACUGGUGGUUAUAACAGAGCUAAUUAUUCAUCUCUAUGAGAGGCUGACAAUUCUUUUGGCUUAUAAUAUGCAGAUAAUUAUGUUUAACAGUAGUUUAUCAUAUCAGGUUUGUUGUGAAAGCAGUGUUGCAACUGGAAAACAUCUAGUAUCAUCCCUACUCAACAAAGUGUGUCAUGCAAUUACUUCCGGAAAAAAAGUAACUGGCUACCAAGUGCUUCUUUCACUCAUAGUUUUUCCACUUGUGAUAAAAAGCUUCACACAUGUAUAUGAUUGCGUCUCUCUCAGGCAAUUUAUAUUGCAAUCGAUGAAAAUGCAUUUGAUUCUGGCUAUGCUAUUGCUUUAGUUAAGAUUGUCCACUUGAGGAUGUGCAAAUCAAACUACAGAUUAUAACAUUUAUAUAUUUUACAAAAAUAAUCACACAAGCAGCACAAAUACUUGUUGGUUUAGUCCACAAAGCAUCUCUUUUUGUUUUUUAUAUCAUAGGACUGUUUGACAAAACAAAUGGAGCACUUUUCCUGCUAGUAACAUUUCUGUGCAGCAACAUAAAAGGGACUACUAAUUUUAAUUUUAAUUUUAAUUUUCAAACAGUAAUGUCUGAUGCCGUGUUUGCUUGAUGAAGUUUUAUAGCUCUGAAGUUAUUUUCAGCUGGAAGAAUUUCACUUGUGCCCUUUUGUCUGUGGAAAAGCCUUUAAUGUAUCUAGCUAUUGUAAUAAGAGGAAAUAAAGCUGGCCUUUAUUACCGUG